Molecule: messenger RNA, 2738 nt
Organism: Tupaia belangeri chinensis (Chinese tree shrew)
Lineage: Eukaryota; Metazoa; Chordata; Mammalia; Scandentia; Tupaiidae
Gene: TACC3
Product: transforming acidic coiled-coil containing protein 3
Exons: 16
Coding region: 160-2577 (805 amino acids)
Biological process (GO): nuclear migration; mitotic spindle organization; cerebral cortex development
Cellular component (GO): cytoplasm
Source: RefSeq, a predicted model, not a curated record
AUUUGAAUCCGCUGGCGCGGUGGGCGGUGAUCGCGGGUUGGAAGCGCUGCGGCGGCGAAGCGGAGCGACUCGGCUUCUUGAAGCGGAGCAGGCGCGGCUUCUCUCCUACCCCGUAGUGGGCGGCGGUGCGGGCCCGGAUCCCGACAGCGGGCGGGCAGAAUGAGUCUGCAGGUUUUAAAUGACGAAAAUGUCACCAGUCAAAGAAGUAAAGAGAACUGCGACUUCCUGUUUUCACCACCAGAACUUACCGGAAGAUCGUCUGUUCUUCGUUUGUCACAGAAAGAAAAUGUGCCACCCAAGAACCUGAAUAAAGCUGUGAAGGUGACUUUUCAGACCCCUCUGCGGGAUCCACAGACACAUAGGAUCUUAAGUCCUAGUAUGACCUGCAAACUUGAGACUCCUUUUGCUCUGGGUGACAACAUCGAAUUAGAGAACUCUCAUCAAGUCUGGACACAGGAAGAGAACCAACAGUUUACCAAGGAAGUGGACAACAAAAUUACCAAUGGGAUUCUUCAGAAAGAAGCCAUGGCUGAUGCCAACUCUCCUCCAGCGAAUGUGACCCCAGCCUCUGAAGAUGGCAGUUCCAGCAAGCUUGGCGCAGCCCCCCUGGCUGACCCAGGCUCCUUAAGCUCUCCAAGCCACAGCCCAGAAAGUCCUAAAAAACAAGCAGUACCUCUAGGACAAAUGCCUGGCAGCCCUCAGCAAGCAGCGGAGGAAGACGGUAGUCUUCAUUCUUUCGAUAAAAGCAUAACUUCCGUCUCUCAGACCCUAGAAGACCCCCCAGGGAUAGCGUCCCAGCAGAGAGCAGAGACUCCUCAUAGAGCUGAGGAAGGAAAUUCACAAGGCAGCGUCUCUGCUGCUUCCCUGGGGGCCGUUCUACCUCCUGAUCCGACCCUUGAAGCACCACACAGAGGAGGUCCCCUCACAGGGAACUGUGACGAGGACGCCCCUGGACCAGGAGACAGUGCUCAGUCCCUUCCCUGCACAAGAUCCUCUGGUUCUGAGGACACAGCCCCGUCCAGCCCUCAGAAGGAAGACGCCUCUGUACAGAUGGCUGACUUGGCAAGGGGUGAGCCUGUAAGGCUAGAAUUUGACUUCUCUGACACCACCACCAAAAAGGCUCCCCGACCAAAAAGACUGGGCCUCAAACAUCCCUCUAAGAGGCAGGAGGUAAGACAGGAACAGGCCCCCAAGGCGGCGCAGGAGGGAGAUAAGAAGAGAGGGGAAGACGAGUGCCCUGCGCCUGUUCCACGGGGCUCCUACAACCUCGACUGGAACAAGUUGGAUGACCCAGACUUUAACCCUUUUGGAACUGGCUCCACCUCCAGUAGCAGCAAAGCUCAGCCCCCAGACAGCUCUGAGGUGGCUCUGCAGUCAAGUGCUGGGCCAGUAACCCUGGAGAACCUGCCUCUAAGCCAGCAGCUGUGUGCAGCCUCAGCGGAUGAUACGUCUGUGGUACAUAUGGUAGCAGAGACCCCAAGAACUGAAGGCAAGGAGGGAACUUUGAAUUUUUCAGACAUGUCAGUUUCUGUGAGCUGUCAGGACAGUGAGCUGAAGGCCCCACACGCUGAACCGGUGGCCUUCCCUUCUCAGCAGGGACUGGAGCCUGUCUUGGAGCUAAAGGAGGAGAAGUUCAGAGACCCAGCUGAGGUUCUAGGCAUUGGGGCUGAGGUGGAUUACCUGGAGCAGUUCGGAACGUGCUCGUUCAAGGACUCAGCCUUGAGGAAGCAGUCCUUAUACCUCAAAUUCGAUCCUCUCCUGAAAGAUAGCCCUCACCGACCAGUGCCCAUAGUCUCCGGGACAAGCAAUGCACAAGAUGCAGAACAGCCUUCCUCAGGAAAUGUGCUAGAAACCAAGCUUGUGGAUUUUGAUUUCUUAGGAGCUCUGGAUGUUCCUGUAACAGGCCCACCCACAUGUGUCCUUGAGCCUGGGGUUCCACCCUUGCCUGUUGGACCCAUUGUGGACGUGCUGCAGUACAGCCAGCGGGACCUGGACACGGCGGUGGAAGCAGCACAGAAGGAGAACCAGGAGCUGAGAAGCAGGUGUGAGGAGCUCCACGGGAAGAACCUGGAGAUGGGGAAGAUUGUGGAUGGGUUUGAGGAGAUCGUGUACCAGGCAAUGGAGGAAGCUCAGAAACAGAAAGAACUCACUGAAGCCAAAAUCCAGAAGGUUUUAAAAGAAAAGGACCAACUUGCCGCUGACUUGAACUCCAUGGAAAAGUCUUUCUCUGACCUCUUCAAGCGGUUUGAGAAACAGAAGGAAGUGAUUGAGGGCUACCGCAAGAAUGAAGAGUCGCUGAAGAAGUGUGUGGAGGACUACAUACUGAGGAUUGAGAAGGAGAGCCAGAGGUACCAAGCCCUGAAGGCCCAUGCCGAAGAGAAGCUGCAGCUGGCAAAUGAGGAGAUUGCUCAGGUCCGGAGCAAGGCCCAGGCAGAGGCCUUAGCCUUCCAGGCGAGCCUGAGGAAGGAGCAGAUGCGUAUCCACUCACUAGAGAAGACCGUGGAGCAGAAGACUAAAGAAAAUGAUGAACUGACCAGGAUCUGUGAUGACCUCAUCUCCAAGAUGGAGAAGAUCUGACCAGAGCUUCCAACCAGUGACCAGCCCUCCCUGUCCUGAUUGUCUGUCCGUUUGUCUGAUUCUCUCUUAGGUUUCAUGUUUUUUCUUCUCUAACUUCAAUUUAUUUCAAAGCUAGAUUGCUUUUAAAAGAAGAAUAAAGUUUUCCCUAAGUUUAAAUUUUG